UUCGGCCAGCUCCCAAGGGGGCUGAGAGGCCUACUGGGGUCUGGAGGGCCUCCUUGUGGUCCCCUAUCACACCACAUGCCCUGAGGGGCUGGGACCUGGGCACCUGUCACCCUUGGCACUGACUGUCCAAGGUUCCCCUCCUCCCUCUUCUGGCCACUGCCGCCUUCUGUCCCCUCCCCUCCCUUCUUCCUUCUCCCCAGUCCCACCUCCAGCAGCCUCUCCCAUUGCUCCUCCUCACCUCUGUCCUCCUGGACUGUCCUAGCUCCUACCUUUCCUCCUGCUCACCUUUUUCCCCUUUUAGGACUAAGGACAGGCGGGGGUAGGUACAGCUGGGGCUUCGGGCACCACAGGCAGAGACUCUAGGCCGUCUCCCACGCUACCAGCCCUCUGGUAACCCCUCCCUCCAAGCUGGGGGGAGGGGGAUAGCACCCUGAGGGUUAAGGCUGUAGGGGGGAGGGGCUGGACCAGGUCGUGGGCGGCCCCUUUGAAGGAGGGAGCUGGAGCGGGGAACAGCCACCCUACCUACCCCCCAGCCUGGCCCUCCUUCACCCCUCCCCAGCUGCUCCCCCCGGGGGCCAAGAGGAGUCGGUUGCCGGCAAGGCCCCUCGGCGUUCAGGAGAAGAUGGGGAGCCCUGAGGACGACCUGAUUGGGAUUCCGUUCCCGGAUCACAGCAGCGAGCUCCUGAGCUGCCUCAAUGAGCAGCGCCAGCUGGGCCACCUAUGUGACCUCACCAUCCGGACGCAGGGCCUUGAAUACCGCACCCACCGGGCCGUGCUUGCUGCUUGCAGCCACUAUUUCAAGAAGCUCUUCACUGAGGGCGGUGGCGGAGCGGUCAUGGGGGCUGGGGGCGGGACAGCCAUUGGGGGAGCAGGGGCUGGCGUGUGUGAGCUGGACUUUGUGGGGCCAGAGGCUCUGGGUGCCCUGCUUGAGUUUGCCUAUACAGCUACACUGACCACCAGCAGCGCCAACAUGCCGGCAGUGCUCCAGGCUGCCCAGCUGCUGGAGAUCCCCUGUGUCAUCGCUGCCUGCAUGGAGAUCUUGCAGGGCAGUGGGCUAGAAGCUCCUAGCCCUGAUGAGGAUGACUGUGAGCGAGCCCGCCAGUACCUGGAGGCCUUUGCCACUGCCACAGCCUCGGGAGUUUCCAAUGGUGAAGACAGCCCUCCACAGGUGCCCCUCCCACCACCACCACCGCCGCCGCCGCCACCACCACCACCUCGGCCUGUCGCCCGCCGCAGCCGCAAGCCCCGAAAAGCUUUCCUGCAGACCAAGGUGGCCCGGGCAAACCACCUAGUACCUGAAGUGUCUGCAGUACCCACCCAUCCUUUAGCCUACGAGGACGAGGAGGUGGCAGGCAGAGUGGGCAGCAGUGGGCUGGGAGACAGCUACAGCCCUCCCACAGGGAAUGCCUCACCCCCUGAUGAGGGGUCCCUGAGCUAUGAGCCCUAUGAAGGUGAGGAAGAGGAGGAGGAGUUGGUAUACCCCCCAGCCUAUAGGCUGCCGCAGGUCAGCGGGCCCCCGCUGUCCCCAGAGGAGCUGGGCUCAGAUGAGGAUGCCAUCGAUCCUGACCUGAUGGCCUACCUAAGUUCCCUGCACCAGGACGCCCUGGCACCAGGCCUGGAUGGCCAAGACAAACUGGUGCGCAAGCGCCGCUCCCAGAUGCCCCAGGAGUGCCCCGUCUGCCACAAGAUCAUCCACGGGGCAGGCAAACUGCCACGCCACAUGAGGACCCACACGGGCGAGAAGCCCUUCGCCUGUGAGGUCUGCGGUGUCCGCUUUACCCGGAAUGACAAGCUGAAGAUACACAUGCGGAAGCACACUGGAGAGCGCCCCUACUCGUGCCCGCACUGCCCAGCCCGCUUCCUGCACAGCUACGACCUCAAGAACCACAUGCACCUGCACACAGGGGACCGGCCCUAUGAGUGCCACCUGUGCCACAAGGCUUUCGCCAAGGAGGACCACCUGCAGCGCCACCUCAAGGGCCAGAACUGCCUGGAGGUGCGCACCAGGCGCCGCCGUAAGGACGAUGCGCCACCCCACUACCCACCGCCCUCGGCCACUACCCCUUCCCCCGCUGGCCUCGACCUCUCCAAUGGCCACUUGGACACUUUACGCCUCUCUCUGGCUCGAAUCUGGGAGCAGUCGGCUCCCACCGGGCAACCGGCCUCCACCCCAGGGCCCCCUGAUGACGAUGAGGAGGAGGGGGCACCUACAACGCCUCCGGCGGAAGGUGCCAUGGAGUCCUCUUAAAGAGGGAUGAAUGGCCAGGCUGGAGCAGCACCGGCCGGCGCCCAUGCCAAGCAGCGGGAGCCUGCAGGAUGGACAGAGCUGGGGUCAGAGCCCUGAGCCUCCCUGGCAUCAGAAAUCAGCCCCUUCUCCCCAGAACCCUCAUUCCAGUUCCAAGCUGAGAAGGUUUUGGGGCAAAGGCUCCCCAGAUUGGGGUGAUCUCCCAAGGAGUGAUCCAUAUGAUAUUAUGUACAUAUUUAGAGCUCUAUUGUAAAGGUGGGGUCCUUGUCCCCAGCUGUGCCUGGGGAGUAGAAGCAAUAAUGUAUUUCUGAUUUGUUGGGUCCCUUUUCGGCUAUGCGGGUUUCUAGGGGGUGGGGGGCUUGGGACCAAAGCCUUGCCCUGCCCCCAUGCCCCUUGGGGCUUUGGCUGUGUAAGGGGGAGAAGGACUGCCCCUCCCUUCUGAGACCCCUCCUUCCUGGUUUCUGUUCCCUUUUCCUGGCAGCGAAUUAUGCAAAGAGGGGCGGCAAAAGAAGGGUAGGUGGGGGGAAGCAAGGUAGAAUCUUGAAUGGCUGGGGGACUGGACCUGUAAGGAAAGAGCCAUCCCCGUCCCCCUCCGCCCUGCUCCCAGCGCUGAGUCAUGGGGUCCUGGAGAAGAAGGGGGCGGGGUGGCUAGAUUGGCUCGCCUUCCCCUGGGGGCAGCGGGAGGGGCCCCGCCCAGCUAGGGGUGCUGCUUUGCUGUUCUCCUCAGCCCUCUCCUCCCCUCCCCUCCCGCGUCCCCGGGCAGGGAAUGUCUUGUUCCCGCCACUCCCUCCCCGGGGCCAGAGGGCAGGGCGGGCCGGGCUGCGUCCUACCCUCUCCUCCUCCCCACCUCCUCCCCGCCCAGGUGCAAGCCACUGCCGCCCCUGACUCACACCGCCCCCGGGCUGGCGCGGUGCGGGGUGUGGGACCGGGUGAGGGGUUGGGAGAGCCUCGCGGAGCGCAGGCGAGCCGGCGCCAUCUGGCGGCCCCCGUGGCCGCUUCUCUGCCUUCCUCACCUCAACCAUCCACCGGCGAGCCGGCCCCCUUACUAAGGCAAGGCAGAUGACUUCUUGCUGGGCCACUGGGAAAGUGUGCUGUGGAGCUGUGGGAAGGGAGGCCUUUUCCCAGCACCUUGCCAGCCAGGCUCCCUUCGGGUCAGGGAGAAUAAUCCCCUCGCUCUUCUAAAAUCCAAUCUGCCCCCUCCUGUACAUAGCCUCUUCUGUCGGUCUUGUUGAAAUCUAGUUUUAGAAUUACCCAAUUCUGCUGGGGGUAGGGGUAUCUCCCCCUCCCCUUCCUCGCUGGGUGCUGGACCCUCAUUGCAGCCUAGGCUCUGCCUUGCACUAUUUUUCCUCCCUGGCCUGGCGGCCCCUCCCCCUCCUUAAAAGGGGCAGAUUCAGGGGCCCGGUGCUCUCCCUCCUUCCAUGUACCCCAUGCCCAUUUGCACAGCUGCCCAGGUACCCCCAACUGGGAGGGGGUCACAGGAAGGGGGGUAAUGGGACCAGUCCCUGUAUCUAUUUAAAAAGUGAUAAUGUAAUAUAUUCGGGUAGGGGGAGGUCAGGUUGUCCUGGGCCUCAUCUUCGCAUUUCAGGUGAUAGGGGAGCCCAGGGUUGGGGAGGCUUGGGGCCUGUCCCCAUGGAGUGAGGGCAAUGUGGCCUCCCCCCUCCCCCCUUGCGGCUUCUCCACUCAGUGCCUUAUGGGGGGAGGCAACCCCCCCUCUUCCUUUCCCCUACCCCCCACCUCUGGUGUAAGCGACAGGAAGAAAUAAUAAUAAUUUAAGAUUCA
Messenger RNA from Phyllostomus hastatus (greater spear-nosed bat), 4024 nucleotides. It is a transcript of the gene ZBTB7B, whose product is annotated as zinc finger and BTB domain containing 7B. The transcript is spliced from 3 exons. Gene Ontology annotation, biological process: positive regulation of gene expression; regulation of transcription by RNA polymerase II. The coding region runs from base 623 to 2248 and encodes 541 amino acids. The record is from RefSeq and is a predicted model, not a curated record. NCBI's taxonomy places the organism in Eukaryota, Metazoa, Chordata, Mammalia, Chiroptera, Phyllostomidae. Gene Ontology annotation, molecular function: DNA-binding transcription factor activity, RNA polymerase II-specific; protein binding; RNA polymerase II cis-regulatory region sequence-specific DNA binding.